GUGUUUUCAUGGUCUCUCUGGCUCAAAGUGAGAAAACCUCCAACUACCACAGUGCAUUGCGCUCGCUGCCCCGCCCACCUGUUUCCGUUUAAAAGGGGGAAGGACCCAUGCGAGCAAACAAACUUUAUUCACAAAGUUAUUCACGAACCGUCGUUGACUAGUUUUGACUCGUUUUUCCAAAAGCAAUCAUGCCCAGUGGUUGUUUGGUACCCGGUUGCACCGAAAAGUCGAGGUUGGGACAGAGUGUAAGUUUUCACGGUUUGCCAGUGAUAGACGCUCAGCGUUGCAAACUAUGGCUGCGGGCGAUAAACAACCACAGAGUUGGAGAAGACACCGGGAAGGAAAUUAUAAAAGGAAAAACGAUAUGCAGUCUCCAUUUCAAACUGGAGGAUUUUGAUGGAAGACUUUUCGGCAAGAUAAGGUCCGCACUCAAACCAACUGCUGUUCCGUGCGUCUUCGCUGUGGGCCCGUGCCCAGAUGACGAACAGGCCGGGGCUUCUAAUGCACCUCCCGCAGCGAAACGCAGUCGCCUACAGAACGCUGAUAGUGGUCAUGGCGCAUUGACUCUCUCUGCAUCCUCCAACCCGCUGAAGACCUUCCCUUUGACAUCCACACCAGUGAAAACCUUUCCCUCGGACCAAGGACUAUCGACAUCGUGCCCCGACACACCUGGGACCCUUGAUUCAAGUUUUAGCACUGUGGGUGAAGCAGACGAAAACUACCAGCCCAACACAACUGUCACCCCCACGUCAACGUCUUCAUCAGAAGAUGAAGGCAUCAAUGACUGGCACGGAAAGAAGAUCAUUGUGAAUGAGUCCUGCUUGAUGUCACUUUUCAAAUUUUGCCAGAUGUGCGGCAAGCCUCUGUCAUCAACCCAACGAUUCUAUAUAAGGUUUCAACAUCCUCACUUGCCCUGCCCCAGCCUGCGCUGCCACCUAACAUUGCACCAGUGCCAAAACCACCAAAGGAGGCGGCAGUGGCUGAAUUAAAAAGGCGCUUCUGAGAGGGACAUCUGACCUAUUUUAUCUAUUUAAACGUAUCUUUUAUAAAACAUUUGUUUUCAAUCUUAUCUUUGUAAAUAUUGGAUCAUUUUCCUUUGUGAAUAAAAUCUUAUUGUUUUUACUACCUUA
Gadus morhua (Atlantic cod) is the source of this 1130-nucleotide messenger RNA. RefSeq lists its product as uncharacterized. The record is from RefSeq and is a predicted model, not a curated record. Bases 189 to 989 code for a protein of 266 amino acids. Lineage: Eukaryota; Metazoa; Chordata; Actinopteri; Gadiformes; Gadidae. The transcript is spliced from 3 exons.